Molecule: messenger RNA, 474 nt
Organism: Kogia breviceps (pygmy sperm whale)
Lineage: Eukaryota; Metazoa; Chordata; Mammalia; Artiodactyla; Physeteridae
Gene: PUS7
Product: pseudouridine synthase 7
Biological process (GO): pseudouridine synthesis
Cellular component (GO): nucleus
Molecular function (GO): pseudouridine synthase activity; RNA binding; calcium ion binding
Source: RefSeq, a predicted model, not a curated record
ACGCUGCCUGGUCGCCUAGCAACGUGCCAAUUCGGAGCGAUGGAGGCCAACAGCAGCAGGGAGCUCGAAGCCAGGAAUUAUUUGGAAAAACAUCGGAUUAUGGAGUUGCUGACCUCUCUCGCCAGCGCCCUCCUCUUUUUCCGGCCGGAAAAACCAAGAGAGUAUUUAAUAUCUAUAUUGGAACGGCUGAGAACUGCCAAAGUAUCAGGCGUGGCUUUCCCUUUCUUUAUGGAUAACUCUAACAUUGCAGCCAUGUUUCAGAUGCUGGACUCCUCGAAUAAAGGAUCCAUAUCAUUUAUACAGUAUAAAGAAGCCCUAAAAACCCUGGGUCUGUGUACUGCAGAUGAAGUUUUAAAAGAUGAUGGACAUGGAAUAACUUGUGAAAAAUUCAUGCGUGAAGUGAACAAGAGGACUCAGGAAAUAUGGUCAGCAUUUUAAUAACAUUUUAAGUCCAAGAUAAUAAAUGAUUCUAUA